Messenger RNA from Manacus vitellinus (golden-collared manakin), 2538 nucleotides. It is a transcript of the gene SDHA, whose product is annotated as succinate dehydrogenase complex flavoprotein subunit A. NCBI's taxonomy places the organism in Eukaryota, Metazoa, Chordata, Aves, Passeriformes, Pipridae. Gene Ontology annotation, molecular function: electron transfer activity; succinate dehydrogenase (quinone) activity; flavin adenine dinucleotide binding. Gene Ontology annotation, biological process: tricarboxylic acid cycle; mitochondrial electron transport, succinate to ubiquinone. The record is from RefSeq and is a predicted model, not a curated record. The transcript has 16 exons. Bases 1 to 2274 code for a protein of 757 amino acids.
AUGAAGGCACCUGAGGCGUACAGAGGGGAGAUACGGCCUCAGCAGCGAAGCGCGCAGAGGGGCAGGGACCGCUCCCUCUGCUACCCUUUCCUCCCGCUGCGGGGCUGGGAAUUCUGUCCGAGCCCCUCGGACGGCGGCCCCGACACUUGGGAGCGUGGCCGUGCUCCGAACGGCCAACCCGGACCGCCCCGCGGCGGCACCCCAGGGUUGGUCUGUUCCGCCGAGCCUCGCGCCUGCGUCUUGCCCGCCCGCUCCCCCCGUGCCCGCGGUGCGAGAUGGCGGCGGCGGCUGCGCGGGGGCUGGCGAGGCGGUGGCUGCGCCCGGCGGCGGCCUUCGCGGGCGUGGCCAGCGGCAUGCCAGAUUCCUGCACGCAACUUACACUUCACCGUCUAUGGAAAGAAAAACGCUUCUACGAAGGUUUCUGAUUCGAUUUCUACACAAUACCCAGUAGUGGACCAUGAAUUCGAUGCAGUUGUUGUGGGUGCGGGAGGAGCAGGUCUGCGGGCUGCAUUUGGUUUGUCAGAAGCUGGAUUUAAUACAGCCUGUGUUACCAAGCUGUUUCCCACCCGAUCUCAUACAGUUGCUGCACAGGGAGGGAUCAAUGCUGCUCUGGGAAACAUGGAGGAUGACAACUGGAGGUGGCAUUUCUAUGACACAGUGAAAGGGUCCGAUUGGCUGGGGGACCAGGAUGCCAUACACUACAUGACUGAGCAAGCCCCAGCUGCGGUGAUAGAGCUGGAAAAUUAUGGCAUGCCGUUCAGCAGAACUGAAGAAGGAAAAAUCUAUCAGCGUGCAUUUGGUGGACAGAGUCUUCAGUUUGGAAAAGGAGGACAGGCUCACAGAUGCUGUUGUGUUGCAGACAGGACAGGACACUCACUCUUACAUACUCUAUAUGGCAGGUCCCUACGAUAUGAUACAAGCUACUUUGUUGAAUAUUUUGCCUUGGACCUACUUAUGGAGAAUGGAGAAUGCCGUGGUGUUAUUGCCUUGUGCAUAGAAGAUGGCACCAUACAUCGUUUUAGGGCAAAGAACACGGUCAUUGCCACUGGUGGGUACGGCCGCACUUACUUCAGUUGUACCUCUGCUCAUACUAGUACGGGUGAUGGCACUGCAAUGGUCACACGAGCUGGGCUUCCUUGCCAGGACUUAGAAUUCGUUCAGUUUCACCCUACAGGUAUCUAUGGGGCUGGCUGCCUUAUAACGGAAGGGUGUCGUGGAGAGGGAGGUAUCCUAAUUAACAGUCAAGGUGAAAGAUUCAUGGAGAGAUAUGCACCUGUUGCUAAGGAUCUGGCUUCCAGGGAUGUAGUGUCUCGUUCUAUGACCAUAGAAAUCCGUGAAGGAAGGGGUUGUGGUCCUGAAAAAGACCAUGUAUACUUGCAGUUGCACCACUUGCCACCACAGCAGCUAGCAACCCGUCUCCCAGGGAUUUCAGAAACAGCUAUGAUAUUCGCUGGAGUUGAUGUCACUAAAGAGCCUAUCCCUGUUCUGCCUACUGUGCAUUAUAACAUGGGAGGUAUUCCUACUAACUACAAAGGACAGGUGAUUACACAUGUGAAUGGUCAGGAUAAAGUGGUACCUGGUUUAUAUGCUUGUGGGGAAGCAGCCUCUGCAUCUGUCCAUGGUGCAAAUAGACUUGGAGCAAACUCACUUCUGGAUUUGGUGGUGUUUGGUCGUGCCUGUGCCCUUACUAUUGCAAAUACAUGCAAGCCUGGAGAGCCAGUUCCCCCCAUUAAACCAAAUGCUGGCGAAGAGUCAGUUGCUAAUCUUGACAAAUUAAGGUUCGCUAACGGGAGCAUAAGAACUUCAGAAGUGCGACUUAACAUGCAGAAGGCAAUGCAAAACCAUGCUGCUGUAUUUCGUACUGGUUCUGUACUCCAAGAAGGCUGUGAAAAACUUAGCCAAAUUUACAGUGAUCUGGCUCAUCUAAAGACUUUUGACAGAGGUAUUGUGUGGAACACUGACUUGGUGGAGACCCUCGAACUGCAAAACCUGAUGCUUUGUGCUCUACAAACCAUUUAUGGUGCUGAGGCUCGCAAAGAGUCCCGGGGUGCCCAUGCCAGAGAGGAUUAUAAGUUACGGGUAGAUGAGUUUGACUAUUCUAAGCCACUCGAAGGCCAACAGCGAAAGCCAUUUGAAGAGCACUGGAGAAAGCACACCCUUUCAUUCGUGGAUAUCCCAUCUGGGAAGGUUACCUUGAAAUACAGACCUGUGAUCGACAGAACUUUGAACGAGGAAGACUGCCAGACCGUCCCGCCUGCAAUCCGCUCCUACUAGCAACUUGCAUUUCACUUGAAGCCCUCUCCCAGACGGGGCCAGUGUACAUAAGCAUAGCACAAGCAAAACAAAACAAUGUUAUCACUAGCAAUGAAUGGAAAAUGCUGACUAAACAUUUCUCCAGCUUGUAUUCUGCUGUGGCUUAUUGUACAAUUAUUAAAAAUAGAAUGCAGGAAAGCUUAUGUUCUUUCACCAAUCUGUCAAAACUGACAAGGACAACACAAAAUGUGUCUAAAUAAAGUCAUUACAAGUCUUGUAUUCGUA